Myotis myotis is the source of this 887-nucleotide messenger RNA. It is a transcript of the gene LIM2, whose product is annotated as lens intrinsic membrane protein 2. Gene Ontology annotation, cellular component: plasma membrane. The coding region runs from base 1 to 660 and encodes 219 amino acids. Gene Ontology annotation, molecular function: structural constituent of eye lens. The transcript is spliced from 4 exons. NCBI's taxonomy places the organism in Eukaryota, Metazoa, Chordata, Mammalia, Chiroptera, Vespertilionidae. The record is from RefSeq and is a predicted model, not a curated record.
AUGUACAGCUUCAUGGGCGGCGGCCUCUUCUGCGCCUGGGUGGGGACUAUCCUCUUGGUGGUGGCCACGGUGACUGACCACUGGAUGCAGUACCGGCUGUCGGGGUCCUUUGCCCACCAGGGCCUGUGGCGGUAUUGCCUGGGCAACAAGUGCUACCUGCAGUCGGAGAGCGUGGGUAAGGCUCUGGGCGGGCGGGGUCUGGGCUGUGCCUGGGGCAGAGGCCACAGGGCAGAACCUUAUAGGCCAAGGGUGGGCUGCCCAUCCCGCAGAUGGAGAAACCAGUGGCUCAGAGAAGGAAAGGGUGCUCCCACAGCGUACUGGAAUGCCACCCGGGCCUUCAUGAUCCUGUCCUCCCUGUGUGCCACCUCUGGCAUCAUCAUGGGCAUCCUGGCCUUCGCUCAGCAGCCCACCUUCACCCGCCUCUCCCGGCCUUUUUCCACCGGCAUCAUGUUUUUCGCCUCCGCUAUUUUUGUCCUGCUGGCCUUGGCCAUUUACACCGGAGUCACCGUCAGCUUCUUCGGCCGCCGUUUCGGGGACUGGCGCUUUUCCUGGUCUUACAUCCUGGGCUGGGUGGCCCUGCUCAUGACCUUCUUUGCAGGAAUUUUCUACAUGUGUGCCUACCGGAUGAAUGAAUGUCGGCGCCAGUCCACUCCCCGCUGAGCCCAGGGGUAUCCACCAACUUCAUUGGGAAGUUAAAAUGAGGUCGCUGAGGAGGAGGGGGAGGGUCUAGAGGCCUGAAAUCCUGGUUCCUGGGGGUAUGAGGGGGCUCGGUCCUGGACUCUGGGUGGGGGCCCCUAACCCCUGGGUCCCACGUGGAAGGAGAAAGAAUGGGGUCUGGUGGGAGGGACCUGAGAAGACUCAAGGCUCCACCCCCAGGGAGAUGGGGU